Haliotis rufescens (red abalone) is the source of this 1194-nucleotide messenger RNA. RefSeq lists its product as uncharacterized. The record is from RefSeq and is a predicted model, not a curated record. NCBI's taxonomy places the organism in Eukaryota, Metazoa, Mollusca, Gastropoda, Lepetellida, Haliotidae. The transcript has 10 exons. Bases 119 to 1012 code for a protein of 297 amino acids.
CAGGUGUGACCACACUGGUCAACGCUGAACACCACAAGGCUGAGUGUCCUUGGACUGGCUGUAUGCACACAGAUGACCUUGGACAGGAUGUAGUUGUGAGAUAUAGUAGUUUCAGGAUAUGGACGGGGCAGACAGUGUGCAUCUGAGCUGUGAGCAGGCCCAUGAACUGAUCAGUGUCCUGGAGUCCACAAGGGAGAUAAUCCUGAAUUACAUUGACAAUGUUGAGGAAUCUCAGCCCCACAUCGCGAGAACGAGUCAAGGAUGUAAUGGCAGUCACUGUCCCCCGUGUCUUCGGACACUCAAGCAGAAAGUUUUCCCCAAGAUCUCGAAAAACAUCACAGUUGUAACCAUUGUCCUCCAGGCCUUGAAUUUGGUGAUCCUCACAUUGAUUGACUUCUGGCCCAAGAAGGAUGACCAGACUGUACUGAUUGCGAGUGCUACAUCCAUGAUAUUGCUGCAGGUGUUGAACCUGAUCGCACUUGUGUAUACUUCAGUGUUCUUGGCCAAGUUGUUGACAAGGCGGCGAGUGACCGCCUUCGUCCUGGCACAGAACUACAUAUCUUCCCUCUUCCUGUUUGCUGGCCUCUACACACUUACCUACAGGCUUCAGCCGUCCUCAUGGAAGUUUAUCCAGGAAGAUCUGAACUCUGAUCCUGUCUUAGUGGCCGUCCUGUAUGCCAAAUUCCUCUUCUUCUCCGUUUCCACGGCAACAUUAUGUGGAUCUGACAAUGCUCUGCCCAAGGACUGGUACAACUGUCUUUUUGCUGCAGCUCAGAUGUUGCUAAGUUUCGUCUACUUCGCCUCCAUUCUGAGUCAGUCCAUGACGCCAAAACUUGCCGACAUUAUUCGGAAUACGGAGUCCCUGCCAGGCCCAAGGUCAUCCCCAAGGCCAAGGUCAUCCCUGUCCGGACGGAGAAACCAUGGUUCUUUCGGCAGUCGAGAAAGUGUGGAUCGCCAAUACUCAAUCAAUGACAACCAUGUGGUGAACGUUGAUGACGAAAUGAUCACGUGACAGGGCGUGAGUCACGGACAAGAGACAUCACCUGUGUUCAUCUAGUCAUGACGUACAGACACUCCAUUCUACAACUAUCUAGUGCUGCUAGUGUCUUUCUAGCCAGAACAAAACGGGGCUUGCUGUUAGUCCAACUCAUGCAAACAUUCUGUGCGUGCACUGGCACAUCUAGGGGUGGGGAG